Gymnodraco acuticeps is the source of this 2237-nucleotide messenger RNA. RefSeq names its product general transcription factor IIH, polypeptide 2 (gene gtf2h2). The coding region runs from base 610 to 1788 and encodes 392 amino acids. Gene Ontology annotation, biological process: nucleotide-excision repair; DNA-templated transcription; regulation of transcription by RNA polymerase II. The record is from RefSeq and is a predicted model, not a curated record. NCBI's taxonomy places the organism in Eukaryota, Metazoa, Chordata, Actinopteri, Perciformes, Bathydraconidae. Gene Ontology annotation, cellular component: transcription factor TFIIH holo complex; transcription factor TFIIH core complex. Gene Ontology annotation, molecular function: zinc ion binding. The transcript has 14 exons.
GACGUUUCACACAGAGGUUAAGGAAUAGACGAUAGGAAUAGACGAUAGGAGCAGAUUUUUUGACUUUUCCACUGCAGCCCUGGGCUAGUGGGCUCGCGCGUGUUUCAUGUAUAGAAGUUGGUCGAACGGCUGAUCGCGCGCAGGCUGACUGAGCGGAACCUUUUCUCUGGAAACCAUGAUUCCUUCCGGAAGAAAACUAGGCUGCACCAGCUGGCGUUGCACUGGACCCGUUUUCUAGAUAAUGUAACAACUGUUUGACUUGCAAAGUAGGAUAAUAAGUUGUACCAUACACGGUAAUGAGGUAUUAAGUUGAUAAUACAUUCAUAACCUGGCUGCUGGCUCAUAUUAGCAGCUUUACCGUUAACAGGCACCCGGUAACGCAUCGCUUUAAAAGUCAACCCCUAGGUGAGAUACCGUAAAUGACUGCGACUAUUAACUUGUAGGCCUUUAUCUAAGGGUAACUGCAGCUUCUGAAGAGGUCCAUGAUGCUGUGAACAGCACAUUAUUCACAGACCGCUAGUAGUAAAGUAUUCCCUGGGACAGAUGUGUGUAUUUUAUAUGAAGAUGAUUUUAUUUUGCUGUUAGCGUAAGUUGCGUCUGACGGACACCAUGGAUGAAGAACCAGAGAGAGCCAAGCGCUGGGAAGGGGGCUAUGAGAGGACUUGGGAAGUGCUGAAGGAGGACGAAUCUGGAUCCCUGAAAGCCACAGUGGAGGAGAUCCUGUUCCAGUCUAAGAGGAAGAGGGUGAUAGAGAGCCAUGGACAAGUGAGGCUUGGAAUGAUGCGUCACCUCCACGUGGUAAUUGACUGUUCAAGAAGUAUGGAUGACCAUGACUUAAAACCAAACCGCCUCACCUCCACUCUGAAGCUCAUGGAAUCUUUUGUUGAGGAGUAUUUUGACCAAAACCCCAUCAGUCAGCUGGGCAUUAUCACCACAAAGAAUAAACGGGCUGAGAAGCUGACCGACCUGGCAGGAAAUCCAAAGAAUCACAUUGUUGCUCUGAAGAAAGCAGUCGCCACUUUGUGUGUUGGAGAGCCGUCCUUAUACAACUCUCUCAACCUGGCCAUUCAGACACUCAAGCACAUGCCUGGACAUACGAGCCGGGAGAUCCUCAUCGUCCUUAGCAGCCUCACUACAUGUGACCCAGCCAACAUAUGUGAGCUGAUUAAGACCCUGAAGGCUCUCAAGGUGCGGGUGUCUGUGAUUGGCCUGUCAGCUGAGGUCCGGGUGUGCACAGUCCUGACCAGAGAGACGGGAGGCUCGUACCGCGUUAUCCUGGAUGAGAGUCACUUCAAGGAGCUGCUGAUGCUGCAUGUCAAACCUCCUCCAGCCAGCUCUUCAUCUGAAUGCUCUUUAAUACGCAUGGGUUUUCCUCCACACAUCAUCGCCUCCCUCACUAAUCAGGAUGCCAAGCCUUCAUUCAGCAUGUCGCACCUGGACAGCAGCAGUGGUGCGGGUCUGUCUCUGGGAGGAUACUUUUGUCCGCAGUGCCAAGCAAAGUACACAGAGCUACCUGUGGAGUGUAAAGUCUGCGGUUUGACUCUGGUGUCGGCACCCCAUCUUGCCAGAUCCUUCCACCACCUUUUCCCGCUCGCAGCCUUUACAGAGAGUCCUGUGGAUGGGCUCCAAGACGACAGGGUCUGUCAAGCUUGUCAAGGGGAGCUGAAAGAUAAAACUGCAUUCACCUGUCCAUCGUGUCGCAGUGUAUUCUGUGUGGAGUGUGACCUCUUCAUCCAUGACUCGCUACACUGCUGCCCCUGCUGUCUUCACAGUCAGAGCCCCACCUGAUACUGAGGGGCUGACUGUCCCACACAGACUGAAAUAAACUCAUGGGUCAUGUGCCCUUAUUGGCUCAUCACAUCGAUCAUAUUGGUAUCAUGAAGAUAUGCAAAAAGAAAUGUUUGGUUUGGUUGAUCCUUUCAUUUUGAAGGUGGAAGCAGUUUGUUGCGAUAUAGACCAUGCUGGCCAAAGAGCUUCUCCUUUUUUAGCGUUUCUGUUACUGCUGUUAAAUGGCACAUUGCAUUAUUUUUAUAAGAAACAGUUUGAUCAAAUUGUUUAUACGUUUGGUAGCAUGCUACAGUUCUGUUUGUGACACAGUAGUUGGAAUUUGACUUGGAACUUGUACUUAUUAUUUUUGUACUAUAAAAGCACCAUAUAAAUGCAGUCCAUAUGCCACCAAUGUUGACUCUCCAUAUUUAAAUGUGUACUUUUGGACCAAAUAAAUAAAAUAAUCACAA